AUGCGGCUUCUCGUCGGGCUCCUGCUGGCCGCCACCCUGAGCCUGGAGCUGACUGCAGCUGAAGCCAUGUGGUGCCACCAGUGCAAAGGCUUCGGAGGAUGCUCCCACGAGACCAGAUGCCCAAGGGGCUCCACCCACUGUGUGACUAUAGCCACCCGGGCCCUCAUCAGCUUCCAGGACCUGCCCCUGGUCACCAAGUCCUGCUACAGCGGUUGCCCCAACAUCGGCAUGCUGGGCUUAGGCCCCCAAGUGUCCAUCGCCUGCUGCCAAGCUAGCCUGUGCAACCACGACUGA
Molecule: messenger RNA, 294 nt
Organism: Cynocephalus volans (Philippine flying lemur)
Lineage: Eukaryota; Metazoa; Chordata; Mammalia; Dermoptera; Cynocephalidae
Gene: SLURP2
Product: secreted LY6/PLAUR domain containing 2
Exons: 3
Coding region: 1-294 (97 amino acids)
Cellular component (GO): plasma membrane
Molecular function (GO): acetylcholine receptor inhibitor activity
Source: RefSeq, a predicted model, not a curated record